Ochlerotatus camptorhynchus is the source of this 362-nucleotide messenger RNA. RefSeq names its product small integral membrane protein 12-A. The transcript has 2 exons. Bases 71 to 334 code for a protein of 87 amino acids. Lineage: Eukaryota; Metazoa; Arthropoda; Insecta; Diptera; Culicidae. The record is from RefSeq and is a predicted model, not a curated record.
GCUGCGAUUUUACGGUUUAUUGUUUUCUCAAUUUUCCAGGAAAACGUAACUUAACUGUUUUAGACUCAGAAUGUGGCCACUACUUGUACACUUUCUACGGUCAAAUGCUGUAUAUAUUACCCUUCCGGUGGCCGCUGUGGUUGGCGUAGUUGGGUACAACAUUGAGAACCUGCUUUCCGAUAAAUACACUCCGUACAGCGCAUCUAUAGAGGAGAAACGAGUGGAAAGAAUCACAGAUGACGCCCAUCUUAAGGAUGCGACGAAUGUCGAAAAACUUGUCUACAAAGAAAACGUUCUGGGUAGAAACCUAUCUCCUUCCCUUGAAAAAAAGUAGAAUGUUCUUUUUUAAAGAUUGUGUGUAA